AUGAGUGUGGGUGAGCUCUUCAUUCAGAUAGUACCAAGCUCUCACUUCAUUCGCUCACCUCGUGAUCGUCUUUGCUGCUCAUCACUCUAGUUCAGAUCGCGCGUUGGCCGACCCGCUGGCAACCGAGCUUCGCACCGAACCGCUCUGUGACUUGUAGGACCAUACUCUGCGAUCACAAUGCACGCAACUCACAUCAGCACCAUUGA
Molecule: messenger RNA, 206 nt
Organism: Microbotryum saponariae
Lineage: Eukaryota; Fungi; Basidiomycota; Microbotryomycetes; Microbotryales; Microbotryaceae
Source: the annotation of a GenBank genome assembly